Messenger RNA from Sphaeroforma arctica JP610, 1709 nucleotides. RefSeq lists its product as hypothetical. NCBI's taxonomy places the organism in Eukaryota, Ichthyosporea, Ichthyophonida. The transcript is spliced from 8 exons. The record is from RefSeq and is a predicted model, not a curated record. Bases 1 to 1401 code for a protein of 466 amino acids.
AUGUAUCUUGCGCUGUCGCUAGUGCUCGCGCUGGGUGUUCCCGCGCAGCUACUGCCCGCAGACGACCCUAUUGCCGAGGCCGACGCCCUAUCCCACGUACUAGAGUCUCUGCAAGCCUUCGGCGACCAUGAGCAGCCACGCAGCACACACCCCGGGUCUAUCUUUGUCUCGCUGGUGUCCUUUAGAGAUGACCAGAUGGAGCCAACGGUCAACGACAUGCUCGAUAAGGCCGCAGAUCCGUCGCGAAUUGUGUUUGGGAUCAUGUGCCAGGAUAAGUUAGAGGUUCUGCAGAAGCCUUUCUCGUUCGAGAGCAGAAGUGACUUCAACGGGAAAGUGUUGCGACUGCCCUAUAAAGAGACUAGAGGCACGUGUUGGGCCAGACAUGCGGUGCAACGGGCACUCUACAACAACGAGACCUACUACAUGCAACUGGAUUCACACCACAGAUUCACGCAGAAUUGGGACGAAAAGUGUAUUGACAAUCUCAACAUGGCCUACAAAAAAAGUGCGAAGCCGAUAUUAACGCAAUACCUCAAUGGAUUCUCUCCGGCAACCGAGGGUCAACUUAAUACCGAGGGCGACCGUGUCACGCGUCUGUCUGCUAUCAAGUACUACGAAACCGGGAAAGCCCGUAUUCAGCCUGAACACUCUCCUGGGCUGCAUGUGGAGCCACAGCUACAGAUUGCGUUGAUAUCCGGUCACUUUAUCUUCUGCGAUGGCUCGUGGGUAUACGAGGUCCCAUAUGAUCCGUAUCUGAUCUUUGAGGGAGAGGAGGACACUCUCGGCCUACGCUCAUACACACACGGCUGGGAUAUGUACCACACGGCUAAACCCCUGGCGUGGCACUACUACGAACGCCCUCAAGGCUAUCGCUUCCCUGCUACGCGCUUCAACACCGACAACUCCGAAGCUCGCCUACGCCGGAUUACUGAAGGACCUGGACCAGCCUCCGACUAUGUACGGUAUCCCGAGGGCUAUGAUUUCGGACAGUAUGGCCUAGGCGCAGACAGGGGCUGGGAAGAUUACUUCCGGCAAUCGGGUAUCUUCUGGAAUAAGCGAUAUCUGCACGAAAAGACACGCAAGGGAGACCCCAACAUAGUCAUCUCGGACGAGGAGUAUGAAGAAAUUAUGAACAUGACACCUUGGGCUGUAACGAGGGACUGUGGAGGGCAAUCAAUGCAGGACUGCUUCAAUAGAGGGUGUCGGUGGGUGGAAGGUUUCCCCGGCCCUUAUUGCCAAGACAUGGACCAACCACUCAAAGAUUGUGGAUUUCCAGGUGUUCAGAAGCAUAGUUGCGAAAGUUUGGGGGGUACUUGGGUUCCCGAUUCACCCGGACCUGAUUGUCAGUACGGAGUACCGAAAUUUCCUGGAGAUCAGGCCGAUCGAGCUGGAGAACUCUAGGUUGUAGCUGCUGUUGACCACCUAGGACUGUAUAUAAGUCGCAAGUCUGUUACCGGUUGACUUUGUGAAGGAUUAUUUUAUAUGUAGGAACAUUUUAAAUGGCAUAUAGCCGAAUGUAUGCUCGUUGAGCUAUUAUAUCGUGUUUAAAAAUCCACACUUGCAUAGAACAUGCGGAAUCAUAAAAGUCGUCCAAAAGAUCCUAGAUUACACUUUUAACCAUAUAUAUUAUUUACCCUGAACAUUUUAAUGUCCAAAAACCAUAUAAACCUUCUAAAUUGAAUGAAAUAAAUUUCCUCAAUUUUGUGUGA